Molecule: messenger RNA, 1006 nt
Organism: Ctenocephalides felis (cat flea)
Lineage: Eukaryota; Metazoa; Arthropoda; Insecta; Siphonaptera; Pulicidae
Product: peroxiredoxin-6-like
Exons: 5
Coding region: 96-758 (220 amino acids)
Biological process (GO): cell redox homeostasis; cellular oxidant detoxification
Cellular component (GO): mitochondrion; cytosol
Molecular function (GO): peroxiredoxin activity
Source: RefSeq, a predicted model, not a curated record
UCUCAUAUCAUUUCGAAACCUCGUACUGUGCGGUUCAAACAUUUUUAAGUGAUUUAUUUAUUUUAUAUUAUUGUUGUAAAAUUACAUUUUUCAAAAUGAGAUUAGGAGCCACAGUACCCAAUUUCAAGGCUGACACCACCGAAGGACCCAUCCAGUUUUACGACUGGUCUGGCGAUAGUUGGGUUGUGAUUUUCUCCCAUCCAGCUGACUUCACACCCGUCUGCACCACGGAGUUGGGUCGCAUGGCCGUCCACCAGCCGCACUUCGUCAAGCGCAACACCAAAUUGCUCGCCCUGAGCGUCGACGACUUGCAGAGCCACAAGGACUGGGUCAAUGACAUCAAGUCUUACUGCCAGGACAUUCCCGGAAAAUUCCCGUACCCAAUCAUUUCCGAUCCGAAACGCGAGUUGGCUGUUGCCUUGGACAUGAUCGACGAAGAGCACAAGGACGACCCUGCUCACGCCAUGACCGUCAGAUCUUUGUACGUGAUCGAUCCGAACCACAAAUUGAGAUUGGCCAUGGUUUACCCAUUCAGCACUGGACGUAAUGUCGACGAAGUAUUACGUGUGAUCGACUCUAUGCAAUUGACUGAUCGUCUGAAAGUCGUCGCAACGCCUGCCAACUGGGUUCCUGGUGAAAAAGUAAUGAUCCUGCCAUCCGUUCAGAAUGAGGAAGCAGCCAAACUGUUUCCCAAAGGUGUUGACACUGUUUCUAUGCCUUCAGGUAAGGUUUAUGUGCGCACAACGACUGAUUAUUAAAAAAAAACAAGAACUAUUAUUGCAUACAUAAAAAUAUAUAAUACAUAUCCAAAAUAUUUGCAAAAUAUUUUAAUUAUUAUUUUAUGAACAAUAUUUCGAACCAUAAGCAUUUUAACAUUUUUAUAUACGUGAUUCAUUUACAUUUCAUGAUUGUAGUUUUAUAAAAAUGAUAUAUUCCAAUGUUUUUAUAUAACCUUGUUAAACGCAUGUAUUAUGAAUUGUAUAUUUGUUAAUAAAAUUAUAUGACU